AUGGGCAAGAGAAACAUCUCACAAAUAUCCGACGAAGGAUACAACUCCGACCGAUCAGAAAGAGCCGCAGAGACUACUACCGAGAAGAUCCGAGUUUUGUCAAGAGAGAAUCGAAUCUUCAAGGAAAAGUAUUUUGUCGAAAAAGUCAUCAACAAUUCCGCAAAUGGCAUCAUCUACAAAGGCUUCAGAAAGGAGGAUAAAAUCCCAGUUUGCGUGAAACAAGUCCCAAAGUCAAAAGUGGGAACAUGGUCAGAAAUUUCCGGACGAGUUGUUCCAAACGAGUUCAAAAUGCAUCUCGAUGCUGAAAAGUGCGAAGGAGUCGUUCAAGUGCUUGAUUGGUUUGAACGCAAAUCAAGCUUCGUUUGUGUGAUGGAACGACCAGAGAACUCAGUGGAUUUAUUCGAACUCUCCUCGCGCCUCGGUGCUUUUUCAGAAGAUCCUGCGCGCAUCAUCUUCUCACAGAUUGUCUCGACCUGCUCCAAACUGCACGAAGCUGGAAUCCUCCACCGCGAUAUCAAAGACGAAAACAUCCUCGUCGACGUCGACACCCUCGAAACAAAGAUCAUCGAUUUCGGCUGCGCAACAACUUUCAAAAAAGACGACAAACUGACAGAAAUCGCCGGCACUCCCGAGUUCUUUCCUCCCGAAGUCUACACCACUGGCGUCUACUCUCCAGAAUCCUGCACUGUCUGGAGUCUGGGAGCUCUCCUUUUUGUGAUGCUUGUCGGCGACUUGCCAUUUCAGACAUCGGAGGAGAUAACGAAACGAGUGUUUCGUUACCCGAUCACAAGCUUAUCGGAAGACGCUCAAAGCCUGCUCAAGAAAAUGAUGUCGCUGAAUCCUGCUCAUCGACCAACACUUGCUCAACUCGCGGAGGAUAAAUGGCUCAAGACGGAGUAA
Molecule: messenger RNA, 900 nt
Organism: Oikopleura dioica
Lineage: Eukaryota; Metazoa; Chordata; Appendicularia; Copelata; Oikopleuridae
Source: the annotation of a GenBank genome assembly